ACCGUGCGGACGCAAAUUACGAAUCCCUGCUCCGGAGCUGCUCAAUACUGCGGCGAAGACCCGUGAGCUACCGUGUGAAUCCCUCCGCCUGCGUGAUCGUGAUCGUGACUGGCUGUGUCGUGGCUGUGACAACGCGCCCCGAAGCCGAAGAUACGAUCCAGCUCGGUUACUGACAAACACCCCCCAAACCCGGUCCUGGCCUGGCGAUGGAUCUGCGUGUGAGCGAAGAAACGGCCCACAACAAUGAGCUCACGAUGACGGAUGAGCGCAAAAUCACCGACACGCCGGUGAUGGAGUUUUACCGCGACAAGUGUGUCCUGAUUACCGGCGGCACCGGCUUCAUCGGUCGGCUGCUGAUCGAGAAGAUGCUGCGCAUUAACGUGCGACAGAUCAUCCUACUGUCGAGGCCGAAAAAGGGUAAAACGGUGCAGGAACGGUGUGACGAUCUGUUCGGCAGCAUCGUGUUUAUGAACCUGAAGAAGGACUAUCCGACGUUUAUCGAGCGGGUCAAGUUAAUGGAUGCUGAUUUGCAGCAUCCGGGGCUGGGGAUGUCGGAAGAGUCGAUCGAAUACAUUGUCAACCAUGCGCAAAUCGUACUGCACGCCGCUUCGGACGUGCGAUUCGAUCAGGCGCUCAAGAAGGCGAUCGAGGUGAACGUGCGGGGCACCCGAGACCUGCUGCGGAUCGCCGAGAAGAUCGUCAAUCUGGAGCUGUUCGUGUACAUCUCGACCGCGUACUCCAACUGUCCGCAGUCGGUGAUCAAGGAGCAGUUCUACCCACCACCACACGACCCGGAACGGAUGAUCCAGCUCGUGGAGGCGAUGGACGAACGAUUCGAGCAGCAUAUGAACAAAACGGUGAACGAUUUCAUCCUGCCGUGGCCGAACACGUACGUGUUUACGAAGGCACUGACCGAGGACGUCGUGCGCCAGUACGGCGAGCUGUUGCCGGUGGCCGUUGUUCGCCCAUCGAUUGUGAUCGCCACCAACGAGGAACCGAUCGGAGGCUGGACGGAUAACAUCUACGGGCUGAAUGGUGUGAUCGCCGGCGUCGCGCUCGGAAUCAUCCGCAUCAUGCGCCUGGACGACAACAAUGUGGCCGACAUCAUCCCGGCCGAUAUCGUGGUGAAUGCGGUGCUGGCGGCCGGAUGGCAGACCCAUAUCGAACGUUUUAUCUAUCAUCACCUUAGGAAACACGAGCGGCCCGUGGCGGCGGCCCAGUCGAACGGGGACGUCAAGGGAGUGGCGAAGCAGCGCACCAAGAUCUACAACUGUGUCACCGGAAACGACAACCCCAUCUCGUACCAGAAAAUCUACGAAUACUCGAUCGAGGUCGGGAAGAGCUGCCCGCCGAAGAAGAGCCUGUGGAUCGUGUGCCACAACACGACGCAGAACAAGUACGUCUACGAGUUCUACAAGCUGCUGUACCACCUGUUGCCAGCCUUCCUUAUCGACACGUAUCUGCGGGCGACCAGGCGUACGCCACGAAUUAUGGAUAUUUAUCGAAAGGUACACAAAUUCGCCGAGGUUAUCGAGUACUUUGCCAACGGGCGAUGGUCGUUCGAGAAUGAAAACAUGCGAUCCCUGAGAGAGAGGCUUUCUCCAGACGAUCAGAUAAUGUUCCCGUGUAACGUGCAGAAGCUCGUGUGGGUUGACUACUUCUGGACGUACAUCCAUGGUUUGCGGAAGUACAUCGCAAACGAACCGAUCGAUAACCUGGACGAGGCGAUCAAGCGUCACAAGCAGAUGCGGAUACUUCACUACUUCAUCCUGGCCGCGUACUACUCGGGGAUCGCACUGAUCGUGUUCUACCUGUGCAAGGCUGUAGGGCUGCUGCUGUUUUGGUUGACAUCGACAGCGAGAGGCCAGUUCGACAUGAGUUUGCAGGAAUUUGAGAACAACGCGUCCCCGGUGCGGGAUUUCUACCGCGGCAAGACGGUGCUGCUCACCGGUGGCAGUGGCUUUCUGGGAAAGCUGUUCAUCGAAAAAUGGGUUAAGUGUGGUGUACGCGAGAUUCUGCUACUUCUCCGGUCGAAGAAGGGCAUCAAUCCGGAGGAUCGCUUGAAGGCGCUGCUCAAGAAGGAGGCCGUCUUUGUGAACUACGCCACCCAGCCGGACCUGUACCUCGGGCGGAUGAAGGUGAUCGAGGGGGACAUCAGCAAGCCGGGGCUGGCGAUCAGCAACGAUGACCUGGAGUACAUCCACAGCCACGUGAACAUCAUCCUGCACUCGGCCGCCGACGUGCGGUUCGACGAGUCGCUCAAGGAGUCGGUCGAAACGAAUGUCCGCGGGACGGAACAUCUCUUGAGGAUCGCCGAACGGUGCACCCGGCUCGAGGUGUUCGUACACGUGUCGAGUGCGUUUUCGCAGUGCGUUCACCAGCAUGUGGAAGAGAAGUUUUACCCCGCGAACGUCGAUCCGGCCCAACUGAUCGCGGUGAUCGAACAGGAAGAGCGUCUGGAGGAGUUCGAGGCGGUCUCGAAGAAGAUCGUCGAACCGUGGCCCAAUACGUACGCGUUCACAAAGGCGCUGGCAGAGGAGGUGGCGCGCCGGUACAAGACCAAACUGCCGGUGGCGAUCGUUCGCCCAUCGAUAGUAACCUCCACCUACAGCGACCCCAUAGCGGGCUGGUCGGAUAACUUUUAUGGAUUCAACGGUGUGGUGGUCGGUGCCGGGACGGGUGUGCUGCGGAUCUUUCACAUCCACGACGAGUAUAAGGCGAACAUCAUCCCGGCGGACAUCGUCAUCAACGCGACGCUCGCCGCGGCCCGGCACACGGCCAACAAUCCCGACGACGAGAACGUGUUCAACUGUACGAUGGACGAAAACUUCACCACGUGGGGUGACAUCCGGAACGACUGCAUGUCGCAGAAGGGGGUGGUGGCGGCCAAAAAGUCGCUCUGGAUCCCGACCUAUAACACGACCCGCUACCAGUACGUGGCCAGCGUGCUGCAGAUCUUCUACCACCUGAUCCCGGCCGUGCUGUUUGACCUGCUGAUGCGCCUCCGGGGCGAUCGGCCCCAGAUACUGCGCCUGUACCGGAAGGUUCACCGAUUCUCGGAUGUGUUGCGCUUCUUCACCAACAACCCGUUUCAGUUCGACACCGGGCGCAUGCGGCAAGUGGUCGACCGGCUGUCGAUCGUCGAUCGGCACCUCUUCCCGUGCGACAUGCGCUCGGUCGUGUGGAGUAAGUUCGGAGUGGAUCACGUGAGAGGCUGCCGGGAGCAUCUGCUGGGCGAGCCGAUGGAAACGAACGAUGAAGCAAUGAAGCUCUACAAACGUCGCCUGAUCAUCCACCGGUGUCUGCUGGGCGUGAUCUACUUGACGUUCGCGAUGGUGGCGCUGAAACUCCUGGCAGCGAUUGGUGUGCCCGAUCUGAGAGUCUUUUUGGGCUGCACCGGACUAGCCUAACGAAGUGUCGUUUUGAAACCACCACAAUAUUGUUGUGAAUAAAUGUA
This is a messenger RNA of Anopheles cruzii, 3457 nucleotides long. RefSeq lists its product as uncharacterized. Lineage: Eukaryota; Metazoa; Arthropoda; Insecta; Diptera; Culicidae. Gene Ontology annotation, cellular component: peroxisome. Gene Ontology annotation, molecular function: alcohol-forming very long-chain fatty acyl-CoA reductase (NADP+) activity. The record is from RefSeq and is a predicted model, not a curated record. The transcript is spliced from 11 exons. Bases 207 to 3410 code for a protein of 1067 amino acids. Gene Ontology annotation, biological process: long-chain fatty-acyl-CoA metabolic process.